AUGUGGCCUUGUGGAGCAGCAUGGGAUGAGCAACUGCCCCCAGCAAUCGUCAAGAAGGUUCUCGGCUGGCUUGAGCAGGUGACGGAGCUAUCAACAGUACGUGUACCACGCUGCCUGACGGCCACGGGACGCACAGCAAUCAGCAGCCAGCUUCACGUGUUCUCAGAUGCGUCCGAGGUCGCAUACGGAGCAGUCGCGUAUCUGGUCAGUCACUAUGACACUGGAGAACCGACAGCACGGUUCGUCGCAAGCAAGGUCCGUGUGGCACCAGUGACUGCUGUCAGCGUUCCGCGGCUUGAGCUAAUGGCGGCGACAACCGGAGCAACGCUCGCCACAUCAUCCGCCGAGUCACUGAACCUCGACCCCCGAGCAACGACGCUAUGGUCGGACAGCAGCAACGUUCUGCACUGGAUCACCAACUACAGCCGCACCUUCAAGCAGUUUGUGGCUAGUCGAGUGGGCGAGAUUCAACGGCAAACCAAUCCUACCCAGUGGCGGUACGUGCCCACCGCGCUCAAUCCAGCCGACCUGGUCUCUCGAGGAAUGUCAGUGCAAGAGUUGGCGGGAAGCAGUUUAUGGUGGAACGGUCCCGGCUUCUUGGGUGCCGCUGAAAGUGAAUGGCCUGUUCAGCCAGAAUUGAAGCCCCGUCCGUCAACUCUGGAGUUGAAGAAAGACAAUCAACCGACGGACGAGUCCAUCGAGCUGACUGCGGUGACCGUCGACCAAUGCCACAGCGAGCUGAAUCGUCUAGAGCCAAGCCGCUACUCCGACUGGGUACGAAUGUGCCGUGUUCAUGCUUGGUGUGUGCGAUUCGCUACGAAUUGCUCAGUACCACCCGCACAACGAGAGUUUGACGAAUUAUCGCCACCAGCGAUCCGAGACUCUGAGGAGUUCUUCAUCAAGCGAGCGCAGCAACAGUCGCUACCAGAGUAUGCUGCAGUUAAGGCAGGCAAGCCGAUCCCUGCAACCAGCAAGCUGGUCUCGCUCAAGCCAAUGAUUGACGACGCUGGCCUUCUACGCGUCGGAGGUCGACUACAGCAUGCAGACUUCUUGACUGCAGAACAACGCAAUCCGAUCGUCCUACCACGAGGGGAUCAUGUGACACAGCUGAUUGUCAAGGCAUGUCACGAACGAGGAUAUCACGCGUUCGGUGUCAGCCAUACGCUAGCCGAACUCUCGUCGCGCUACUGGAUCGUCGCUGGCCGCGAAGAGGUGCGAGCUUGGGAAGCCAAGUGUGCGAGGUGCGCCCGGAACCGUACAAAGCCGGCAAUGCAGGUGAUGGCGCCACUACCUAAGGUCCGAGUCAGCCUGCCGCUACGCGCAUUCGGCCGAGUCUCCGUAGACUACGCUGGACCGUUUAUGACGAAGCAGGGUCGCGGCAAGACACAACACAAGCGGUACCUGUGCUUGUUCACCUGCUUGCAGACGAGAGCAGUGCAUCUCGAGCUGUCAUACGCGUUGACAACGGACUCGUUCCUGCAGGCGUACGUACGCUUCACCAAUCGACGGGGAGUACCGAUCGACGUCAUCUCCGACAAUGGCACGAAUUUCGUCGGCGCCACCAAUGAGCUUGCUCAGCUAGUCAAGCAGCUUGAUGCAGAGGCGAUUCAGCGUCAGACAGCGGAUCAGCAGACUAGCUGGCGUUUCAACCCUCCAGCAGCACCACAUUUCGGCGGAGUGCAUGAGGCGUUAGUGAAAUCGGCAAAGCGUGCUAUCUAG
This is a messenger RNA of Sycon ciliatum, 1719 nucleotides long. RefSeq lists its product as uncharacterized. Gene Ontology annotation, biological process: DNA integration. NCBI's taxonomy places the organism in Eukaryota, Metazoa, Porifera, Calcarea, Leucosolenida, Sycettidae. The transcript has a single exon. Bases 1 to 1719 code for a protein of 572 amino acids. Gene Ontology annotation, molecular function: nucleic acid binding. The record is from RefSeq and is a predicted model, not a curated record.